Molecule: messenger RNA, 682 nt
Organism: Prorocentrum cordatum
Lineage: Eukaryota; Dinophyceae; Prorocentrales; Prorocentraceae
Source: the annotation of a GenBank genome assembly
CGCCCCACCGCCGCCACCACCGUCGGCUGGGGCGGCCACGGCAGCGGUGCCGGAGCAGGCGAACCCCGAGGAGCUGGAGGAGUCCUCCAACAGCUACUUCAGCAAGAUAUACACGGGGGAGAUGACCGUAUCCCAGCUGGUCGACAUCAUGAAGGACUUCGCUUCUUACGAGAAGGGGAGCUGGAAGCACGAGGUGUACAGCCGCAUGAUCUCGAACCUCUUCGACGAGUGCCGCUUCUUCCCGAAGUAUCCCCCGCAGGAGCUGACCAUCACUGGCGAGCUCUUCGGCAAUCUCAUCAAGUGCGACCUGGUGCAGACCUCGUACCUGGGCCUGGCCCUGCGCUGCGUGGUGGAGGCGCUGCGCCGACCGCUGCACACGAAGAUGUUCAAGUUCGGGAUCCUGGCGCUGGAGCAGUUCCUGGAGAGGCUCCCGGUCUGGCCGCCCCUGUGCCAGCACCUGGCCGGCAUCGAGCACCUGAAGGAGGCCUACCCCGCCUACGUGGAGUACGCGUCCGCCAUCCUCGAGGCCCUCCCGCCGGAGCUGCGCACCUCGACCCCCGGGACGCAGCUCGCCCCGCUGAAGCCGGACGUGCUCAAGAACUACAACAUGCCGGCCCCGCCUCCAAGGCUGUCGGGCCUGUCUGUGGCUGCGCCCGCGCAGCAGGACAGCCAGCCUCAGGAG